This is a messenger RNA of Magallana angulata, 7032 nucleotides long. Its product is annotated as 5-hydroxytryptamine receptor-like. Gene Ontology annotation, biological process: adenylate cyclase-activating adrenergic receptor signaling pathway. Bases 2161 to 3405 code for a protein of 414 amino acids. NCBI's taxonomy places the organism in Eukaryota, Metazoa, Mollusca, Bivalvia, Ostreida, Ostreidae. The record is from RefSeq and is a predicted model, not a curated record. Gene Ontology annotation, molecular function: G protein-coupled receptor activity. The transcript is spliced from 3 exons. Gene Ontology annotation, cellular component: membrane.
GCUUUGUGAGGCUCAGUACAUUACAGCGGCCACGUCUGUCCAAACUCAUCUCUCGCAGGGUAAUUAUUUCAUAUAGGAUUUAUAUUUACAGAAAAUGGAACGAAUUCUCGCUUUAAUUUAAGUAACUCAUCGAGCAAGGAAUAACGAAGUUGUGCUUUGUGAUUGAGACUUGUCACACGAACUAGUGAGCGUUUUUGGUUCUUUCUUUUUCAAAUCAUCGUGGUCACUUGGAUGUUUUUGUUUUAAAUUACAUUAUCCAGAUGGUUUAUGGUGGACUAACAUAAUAUUGUGUAUGGGCAACUUUUAAAUAGAUAUAAAUAGACGAACAGCUCCUCUCUUUCUGUGUGUGUAUGCGGAUAUUGCACUCUACUAUUGGAAGAGUGCAGUGUUGAUGCAACGGCGUGACAGCAAAGGAAUCUGGCGCGCUUGUUGUGACAAAUAACUCUAAUCCGCGUUCAGUAUGGUAUUUACACGGAGAUGCUGAACUCACACAGUCACUUCAAAACUACAGAUGUUAGGCAGAGCUGCAAAGGAAGCAUCUGUGUCCGGUCUCACAGCCAUCCACUCCCAUCGAUGACUUAGGACGGAGGAGCCGCCUAUUGAUCCAGCCGUAUAAAAUUUCAACAAAUUCUGCUCGAUGUUUCAAUUCUCUUUCUUCUGAACUGCCAUCUUUGCUUAAGCGAACAAUCGCACCAAUUCGAUUCCCAUUCGGAAUACCCUCUGGAAUUUGGUGUAUAUUCGUUUUCUUGCAUGUACGACAUGAUCACGAUGAGGCGCGUUAAGUCACACCUCUCUCGAUUGCCUCUGGAGGCUCUGAGACAGCUACGGAUACAUUAAAUCGUUAGAUAAUGCCAGGCGGCACCUAGGGGUGGAUCACUUACCAUGUGGCUAUUUCAUUCAACUACAAAGAAUGGGGCAAAGACGUAAUAUAGUAGAGAGGGCGAGUGCCUGAAAUCAGUAAGGGUCCGGUUCUGAAAAUACCAACGCUGACGCUAUAAUCCAACCACGUGAUCAAGUUUUUUUUUUUCAAAGUGAGAAAAAUUAACACCGAGAAAGUGAUAACCCAUACAACUCUUUACGAACACAAAAAGGGAGUGUUUACAUUGCUAUAACUAGCCCGCCCAUACCAGAACAGAGAAGAAAAACGAAGGACACGUAAGCUUGAAAUUCUAGAUGACAAAUGGCAACAGUUCACGCCGUCACAAUGUCGGCGACGUUUUGCGAUGAAGAAAAAAAAAUAUGAUGGACGCAUUGUCAUAGAGACCCAUCUAGUCGGGGCGAGAAAAAACGAUAUUGCUUCACGGAAGUGACGUUUAACCAAACACCGAAAUUCCAAUUCCAAUUCUCAAGUUUGGAUUAUUCGUACGUCUUCUGGGUUCAAGAGACAAGGGACUUUAAACGCUACUGUUUGCUCAUUAUCCCGAGCAGUGGUUCGCUGAGUGUUUUUGAUGAUAAGAAAUUCAUUUAACUUGUAUCAACUAUUUAGUCAAUCUUUCAUAUUGAUUCUGGAAAGAAAAGGAAAAAAAUAUCCGGCGUGUUGCUGGGCCUCUCUUAUAAAAACAAUUUAAGGUUGACGUGUUUGAAUCUCCGAGGACUGUAUCCAAAUAGGAGUGAUUUGCAAUUGGUAUUCGCAAUACAGGGCGACAGUAAAAGUCAAACCUAAAACGGACAAUUUGCGGGCAUUUGUCAUGAAUUGCUGGAUAUUGAGGACAAACUAUUGAAUUACCGCGCUGGAACAUUGAACAAAGGAGCUAGACCCUACUUUUUCCGGUGGAAGUUCCACUCGUUCAAUAUACGCUCGUUAAGGAACUUAUUUUCAUCGACUAAUUUAAUUCAAUAAAAUUGUUCUGUCAGGACUCGUGGGAGAUAUAUUUCGUAUCAUAACACCUAACCGAAUAAUUAAUUCAUGGUUAUUACAACGGAAUUUGAGAUCUGCGGUAAGAUUUCUGAGUUAUUUUAACACCGUUGUUCGGUAGAUCGAAGUGGGAUUCAAAUUCACCGGUUUGUGUGUGCGUGUGGUAGAACCAGCAGCCGUAAUCGUGUCUUUAUUACCUAUAAGGGAGAAAUUGGAAACUUCAAGUGUCUACUGUGAGCAAUGUGUUUGCAUAUGCUAGAGACGUGAAUUCUGAACGGGAGUCCAACACUGGAAAUUUCGUUUAAAUGAUUAUGGAAACAAAUUUAACAGCCUCGCUAUCGGUUCUCGUGGGGUAUAACAGGACCACAGUAUCCUUUGAGGUGGAGGAGAUAUCCACGCCCGUGGUGUUUGGACCCCAGGUCAAAAGUUUAGACUUCGUCAUUCCUACCACGAUCUUUUUGGGGCUUAUGGUGUUAGCGACAAUUAUAGGUAACGUUUUUGUCAUUGCGGCCAUACUGCUUGAGAAAAACUUACAAAACGUCGCCAAUUAUCUCAUUUUGUCACUAGCGGUGGCGGAUUUAAUGGUCGCCACCUUGGUGAUGCCCAUCAGCAUUCUUAAUGAGGUCACAAAGACCUGGUUUCUCCAGAACGAGGUUUGUGACAUGUGGAUUACGUUUGACAUGCUUUGCUGUACGGCGUCCAUUUUGCAUUUGGUCGCCAUUUCCGUAGACCGUUAUUGGGCGGUCACCAAUAUAGACUACGUUCGGAAUAGAAGUGCCAAAACUAUUCUCAUUAUGAUUGCUAUCGCCUGGUUUGUUGGGCUCUGUAUUUCGAUGCCGCGCCUGUUGGGCUGGCGAAAUCCAGACAAUGUGCCCAGUAAGUCGGGCAUGUGUAUGAUAAAUCAAGACAUUGUGUAUACAUUUUUCUCCACGGGCGGGGCCUUCUAUGUGCCGACCAUAAUCAUGUUGAUCAUCUAUGUAAAAAUAUAUCAAGUGGCUCGGUCGCGAAUCAGGAAAAAGAACUUCAUCAAAAAGCAGAGCAAAAAACAGAAGUACGUUAUAACUGUGCCGUCUCCCACGAAUGGACUGACGGAAUCGUCACCUAACGGGAUCACCGAGACUUCAAUCAUGCUGGACGAGACUUCCUGUGUGAACGGUUUAAACGGAUGUAGUGAUAAAAAUGACAAUUCGAAACUUACUGCUAACACUUCGAGCGAGGAGGUUAAAUUGGCCUUGCUUCCGAAUGCCUGUGUUAAUGCAGCAAAGGCCAAAAAGCAGAAGGAGAAACUAGAAAUGAAGAGAGAGCGUAAAGCUGCGAGAACACUUGGUAUAAUCACUGGCGCUUACAUCGUGUGUUGGCUUCCAUUCUUUAUCAUUGCACUUUUAAAUCCAUUUCUUCAAAACAUACCCGACAUAGUGCAUAGCAUCGUUUUGUGGUUGGGAUACUUCAAUAGUUCACUAAAUCCGGUUAUCUAUACGAUUUUCAAUCCGGAAUUUCGCAAUGCCUUUCAGAAAAUUCUGUUUGGGAAAUACACUAGACGAAGAAAUUGAUCGAAGAAAAUUCAAAUAUUGCAUUUAAAAUAGAAUUCAGUAUGUCAGUCGGUGCAAACUUAACACAAUAAGGUAUAUUUCUUUUGGGUAAAAAAAAACAUUUACAGUGCUAAAAGUGAUCAAUAAAGCAAUAUCAUGACUAAAGUUUACAUCUCCUAUCAAUCUUGUAUAACAAGUAUAUAUAUUAUAUAUUUGCAAAUCAUGAUGCAAUCGCUCUGACAAUACACAGGCAUAUUGAUAUUUAAGCAAACUAAUAUGAGUUGUAAACGUCUGUAAGUUAAAAAACUUUUAUUUUCAUUAUUUGUUUUCUCUGAGAAUCAAAAAUGUUGUACUUUGAAUGUUUCUUAGUUUUAAAAUCAUUGUUUAUGUGUGUUGGUUACUUUCUUACAAUUAUUUUGUGUUUAUAGGCUCAAUGUCAACUGCAAGUCACCAAGUUCUUGUUUUUCCUCCUUUUGGUUUCUUUUUCUAUUUAUUUGAAUUAGUUAUUUUUGUUCUGUUUCAUUACAGGUGUCUAUAUAUAUAUUUUUUUUUGGUAUUAGUUUGAAUUAGAAUAAUUAAAUUAUUUCUUUCAGACCUGUUUGAGUGAAUGUAAAUUAAUCUGAAUGCUUUCAAAACGAUUUUUAUUUAGCAUGCAAGUGUUUUCAGUAAUCCACUGUACAAUAUAUUGAUUUAUAUGUAUAUCACAAUCAAUCGCUAGACUGUUAAAAUGGUCAGUUUUUCCAUUUUUGAAAUGUCAUUGUUUUCCACACCUGGUGGGUACUUGUUAUUGACGCACGGUUUAAAUCCUAUUUACAUCAUACUAACUUGCUUACAAAACAGUCAAGAUUCAGUCGGAACUUUUCGGACUUUUCCGGGAUAAAUCGGUAAAAACGAUAGCACGGGGAGCGACGAUUGAAACAAUGUUAUUUUUGUACUGCGUUUUUUAUUCAUACAAGUAAGAAAUAUAAUGAUUUACACGUCAUCCUGUAGGACCUUUGGUUUCUUUCUUCUUCUUUUUUGUUUCUGAUAAUGUUUGUAUGUCGUCUGAUGAUAAGCAAAGACUACGUCACAUCCUGUUUUAAUCAGUUAACGUCUGUUUCUUUGGGGGCUUUUUUUUAUUAAAAAAGAAAAUCUCUAUUUUCAUGGUAUUUUUAAAAGAAUAAUCAGGUUGAAUAAUUUAAAAUGAUUCCUCAGUCUAAUUUUGAAGUAAUUGAUCAUGAAUUUUAAAAAUGCUUAUAUUAAAAAUCCUAUUGAAAAUAAAGAGUCCCGAUUAAAACGUAAGAUGCACGAAUGCCUGCAAUAAAAUAGUUCAACAAUUGAUUUACAGAGAGAAGGAUCAAUCCAAUGUCUGCUCAAUUAAAAUUCUUGCUGUUUAGGGACAAUUGAAAAGCCUUUCUCUUUUAUUCUCAUCAAACAAAUACUGAAUUCAAAGUUUGCGCUGUCAUAUCGAUUACCAUUUGAUCAAAUAAACAGUCCUGGUUUCGACUAAAUACAAAAUAUUAAUUCAAUCAUAUUAAGAAUUUGUUUAGAUCAGUGCAUUUUAUUCCAUUUUUUUUUCUCAACAAAAUUAGAUAAUCAAAUUAAUUCACUGCAAAACAAUUUUGUACAAACACGACCAGACUUCAAAAUUAAAAACAAACAUAAAAAACAUUAACAGUACGAGUGUUGGAGAUUGAACCUAUGAAGGAGCUAAUUUUAACUUAGAACCAUUUCAACAAGAGCUUGGACUUUGGGUACUUGUGUCAAACAGCAAUGUGACGUAGGCCUGUCUAUUUCAAAGCUGGCCAUUCAGCCAUGGCUUUUUAAAAUCAACAAAACUUUUCUGGCUUCUGAGCUAAGACUACCCAUCUAUGCAUAUUUCACUCGAAACCAGCGUCAUUUUUAACUUCUUUUUGGUGCAAGAAAUACAGAUGUAGAUAGUUACGUUCUAGCGAAAGUCAAUGGUCUUCUUAAAAUGGUUCUACAACAACACAACUCAGUAAUUAGCCAGAUACAAACAACUAGUAUAAAGCGAACGAUUGAAAAUCAAGAUAGUGCCUGUCACGUGGAAAGGUGUUUUAAAAAUAUGUUUUCAUUGUCAGAAAAAAGGAUUAUAUAAUGCCAUCAUAAAUAUUUGUUUUAUUUUCUCAAGAUGAAUUUCAUUCAAAACGAUAUUUUGGCAUAACAAAUCAGUCAUUUUAAGCCGAAAAAGAAUAGCCGAACCCUUUUCCGAAGGAUAUUCGGAAAGCUGUUUAUAGCAGUGUACAAAAGGUUUAAAAGAAUGAGGACAAAUAAAUCAAAAACAAGAUUGUAGUAUUAUGGAAAUGAAACAAAAUACAAAAUGUUUUGCAGUGACUCUAUUGAUUUUAUUUGAUACAGUUAUUAUAUUUUCAUGAUAUUUGUUUUCUCUCUCUCUCUCUCUCUCUCUCUCUCUCUCUCUCUCUCUCUGAAAUGGAAAAAUAAACACACCAAUGGCAGCAUCUAACUCUUUUUUUUCUGAUUGCCUCCUCUCAAAUUUCGAGUUUUGUUUUCUGUUAAAAGUAAUCAUUCACUUAUAAAAGGCUGGUUUAGAGCAAUACGAUCCUAUAGGGCUUGAAGUAUAUGCCCGGGGGACAGUCCUGGUUUUUUUUUAUUCUCGACUGUAACAAAGUUUUACGCAGAAUCAUUCGGACUGAGAAUUAAGUUGAUGUGAGCGAGUGGAUGGUAUUUAGACCCUGUCGAUAUCUGUGAAAAGUCUAAUUUUUGUUUUAUAUUUAUCUUGUUGUUUCAUUGUUAUUUUUUGCUUUAGUUGUUUGAUUCUUUUGUUUUGUUAUCUAUGUCAAAGUGGGGUGGGGUUGGGCUUUGUCGUUUAUCUUUAUUUUUGCGGAAGGGGGGAGAAAAUUUGUUGUUUUGAUUUGUUUGUUAAUCCCCCCUCAAAUUUUAUCUUUUUAUUACUAGACCUAUUUUGACACUACAAGAGAUCAUCUGAAACAGAGGGUGUUUUCAAUUUUAAGUUAAUUUUUAUUGUGUUUGUUUAUUAUUCUUUCAGUACCUGUAUACGAAUUUUUUGCAAAUAAUACAUGUACAAAUUUAUAUUACAUUCCAUAGAUUAUAAAAAAACACGUUUUUCUUGCCUGCUCAUUCACGCUUACUUAGCGCAUUGACUGGCUAUUUUUUCUCCUAUAUAUAAUCGACCCUUUUUUAAAUUCAAAGAAAAUGUUUGGUAACAAAACAUAAUUCCCAUGCAAAAUACCUUGUAUUUGUACAUGUAAUGUUGGCUAUUUUUUUAAGAUUAAAAAAUUUGGAUUUAUUAUAUCACAAGAAGUCAUACUCUUAUACUGGUCAUCUUAUGAAUAUUCAUAUAUACAAAUUGGUCAGUGUGUUUUAUUUUGCAAAUUAAUGAAUAUGCAUUUUUGAGCUGUCAUUAUAUUUUGACUACGUUUGAGAUAUGUAUACUAUUUGCAUGUCAUUCAUGAUGAGAACAGCAGUGAUAUAUAGAUUUGUUUUCAUUAUAUCGUGUCAUCUCUCAAUUUACAUGUACGUGCUAUACCAUACAUGUUUUUCUCUUUUAUCUCUAUCUUUAUAAGAAAUAUUAUAUUAAUAAAUUAUGCAUUGUAUGUUAUUGAUGUGUGGAGAGCAGAUCUUUGUCACUGAUUAUGCUUUCACUAAUAAAACUUUCUAUAAACAUGA